AUCGGUGGCCGCGGGCUGCGCGCCGCACCGCUCGCUCCCUCCGCCGCUGCCCUUCCCACCGCUCCGCCUUCCCCGCGGCCGCGCCUCGGUUUCUCACUGCGGGCACCGAGGGGCGGCAGCGCAGCCAUGUGUCGCGGGGGCUCCUCACAGGCGGGCGCGGGCCGGCCGGGCCUCGGCGCCGCGUGCUGAGGGGAGCGGGGCCGUAGGGCCGCCCCGACCGGCCGUUCCUCCGCUACCGCCGCUCCGCGCCCUUCCACGCCCUUCGCUGGCCGGAGCAGCCGCGAGCGGCCGCGGGUCUCCCCCGAGGCGGCGCGGAGCAGCCGGCGGGCCGCCUUUGUCUCCUGCGCCGCGUCUGGAACUGCAAAGGCGCAGCGCGAAGCUCCCGGGGGCUGCGAAGAUCCCAGCCGGCCCUUCUUACCCUGCGCCUUCUGCUCUGCUUUUUAAGUUAUUUUUUUAACAAUAUUUUUUCCGCAUGGGUGGAGACUCUUUCAGUCUUUGGCCUCGGUAUUUUUAACUGUUUUUUUUCUUCCUUCUGUGUUCACGUAUCUGCAUUGAAUGAACUAAUAAAGAUGGAUAAGAAAUCAUUUGAAACCGUGCUGGAUGAAAUUAGAAAGGCUGUAUUGACUGAGUACAAAUUAAAAGCUAUUGAAUAUGUUCAUGGAUACUUUUCUAGUGAACAGGUUGUUGAGUUACUAAGAUACUUUUCCUGGGCGGAACCACAGCUCAAGGCAAUAAAGGCUUUACAACACAAAAUAGUGGCAGUUCCAGCAUCAAAAAUGGUUAAUAUUCUCAACUGCUUCACGUUCAGUAAAGAUAAACUUAUUGCCCUUGAAAUCUUAGCUUCCAAUAUUGUUGACGCUCAGAAUUACCGCCUUAUUGAAGAUCUUUUCAGAAUUAAUAUGUCAGAAAAGAAAAGAUGCAGAAGAAUUCUUGAACAGGCUUCAAAAACGGGUUGUAAGGCUCCUCAUGCUAUGAUAUCAUCUUGUGGCAUGAUUCCUGGCAACCCUUAUCCCAAGGGCAAACCAAGCCGCAUAAAUGGAAUUUUCCCAGGAACUCCUAUCAAAAAGGACACAGAAGAAUGUACCAAUGAAGGAAAGGGAAUAGCAGCCCGGAUACUAGGACCAUCCAAACCAGCUCCAUCAACCUACAAUCCACACAAACCAGUUCCAUACCCCAUCCCACCAUGUCGGCCACAUGCAACUAUUGCACCAAGUGCUUACAACAAUGCUGGCUUAGUCCCAAUGGCUAAUGUCAUAGCUCCAGGCUUGGCAGCUCCUCCACCAUACACUGCCAAUCAAGGGGUAUCAGAAAAUGAAGAACCUUCCAGCCAGGCAAAAGCUUCCCAAAGUCAAGCUUUUUCCGCACAAGCGAAUCAGCUCUUUACUCCUCAUGGUUCUAAUCCUUCAACACCUGCUGCUACUCCAGUCCCUACCCCAUCACCUGUCAAGACAAUAAGCCAUCCAUUAGCACCUGCAACUCCACUCAUCUCUGGGAUGAACAUGUCUACCCCUGUCCUUCCUGUUUUCCCGGGACAGGUCUCCUCUGCCAUCCAUACAUCUCAGCCAUCCACCCCAACACCUACUGUCAUCAAAUCUCUUUCAUUGCCUGGUGUUCCUGUCACAUCUGUUCAUAGUGCAACCUCUACCCCUGUCCCUGCAGUUUUUUCUGGGCUGGCCUCCCUCCCGGCUGCCACACCGGCUCCUCAGGGCUCUGCCACGCCGUGUGCCACCCCCACGCCCAGCGAAGCUUUCGCAUCUGCUACUGCACCUUUCGCUGGCCUCCCCUUUGCUGCAACCUCUUCAAUUGCCUCUGCUAAUAAUCCCACUCCAUUGUCAUCAGUUUUUGCUGGCCUCCCUUUGUCCUUGCCACCAAAUGCCCAAGGGAUUUCCAGUCCUGUGCCAUCUACAAUCGCUAAUUCUCCUGCCACUACCAUUCCUGGUUCACUUAACUUGCCUAACCCAAUUUUAUCUGUCUUAAAGGGAUUUCUGACAUCAAAUGACACUUCAUUAAUCAAUUCAUCUGCUUUACCUUCUGCUAUGACAAGUGAGCUUGCCUCUUUGUCUGCUCUUGCUAAUCAAAGCUCUGACCCUCCCACUUCCUCUGUCAACAAAUGCUACACUCCAUCAGCCACCCCCACCCCACAGCGUUCCUCCACACCUGGGCUGGCCAUUUUUCCAGGUCUUCCAUCCCCAUCUGUAGCCACUUCUAGUUCCACUCCUCCCACAUUGCCUGCACAGUCACCUUUAACCACUUCGCCAUCGAUUAUGCCAGUCAACUGUGGCUCAUCAGCCUCCCUUUUGCAUGGCACAAGCCCUACUAAUCCUGAUCAGCAGCUCUCAUCGGCCCCAGCUGCCACAAGUAUCCCAGUUCUGGUCAAAACAGAACCCAUGAGUCCUACGCUCUCAGCCUUCAAAGGUCCUUCUCAUUCGGCUGGCCCCUCUCAUGGCACUCUAGGACUGUCAGCACUGGGGCGUGCAUAUACCUCAGCAGCUUCAGUGCCAGUCAGCUUACCCAGUUCCCUGAAUCCAGUGCUGUCAGGUCUCUCCUCUUUGAGUGCUCCUCUGAACAAUUCCAGUUCUCUGGCUUCCAUUUCCCUCGCCCCACAUGGUUCCUCUGCUCCCAUUGCCCCCAUGUUCAAUGGACUUCCUCCUUUUACGUCUCUAACCAGUAACUUUGCUUUUACUGGUAACCCAGCGCUUACGCCACCCGUCACUCUCCCAGGGUCUUUGUUAGCUGCUCCGUCUACAGCCGCUUCCGCCGUGUCUGCCCCCCAUGUGAGCUCCACUGCCGCCGUACUCUCAGGACUCGCCGCCUCAGCAACGGUCUCUGCUCCACCCUUCUCGCUUAACUUGUCCAGUGCUGUCCCUUCCCUGUUUUCUGUUGCCCAGGGACCUCUGGGAUCAUCAAACCCAUCCUUCCCUGGUUUUCCUGUCUCUAACACACCCUCUGUCACUCCUGCUCUCCCUUCUUUCCCUGGCCUCCAGGCAUCCUCUGCAGUAGCAGCAGUUGCACCAUUACCGGCAGCUGCCACAGCCCCAUCUCCGGCUCCGGUCCUGCCAGGGUUUGCCUCGGCCUUUAGCUCAAACUUCAACUCGGCACUCGUGGCGCAGGCUGGCUUGACUUCUGGACUACAGACACCGGGGAAUGCAGUCUUUCCUGGUCUUUUAUCUCUCCCUGGUAUCCCUGGCUUUCCCCAAGGAGCUGCACAGUCCUCUUUGCAGGAGUUGCAGCACAGUGCGGCAGCACAGUCAGCACUACUACAGGCACAUUCUGCUUCUGCUCUGGAGAACUAUACAGCUCAGCCUGAAGGUUUUUCUAACUAUCCGUCAACGCCAGGAACACCAUUUUCCUUGCAGACGAGUCUGCCCCAGAGUGGAUGGCAAUAAAUCCCAGACAUUUUUAAAGACUGCGGUGCUGGCUUGGCAGAGCCUGAUCUUAUUCGCUUUUAAGGCUGUCUCUGUGUUAGUGGGAGCACAGCCUGAAUUGGGGAAAGAGGGGGGAAAACGUGAGGGUAAAAUGAUUCCAGAUGUCAAACCUAACUUGUGGUUGCGUUUAAUGGAUUCAGGGGCUGAUCCUGGGAACUGCUGAGCAUUCUUGUCUCUCCUUUUAGCUUAGGAGUUGAAUGUUUGAUGUCUCACGGGAUCAGGAACAUUCAGACAUGUUUAUGUAAAUAGAGUAAUUGGCUGUCAAACUGAAUGGGGAGGGAGAGUGAGUAUACUUAAUAGUGUGUAUAAGCACCUAUCCUGUUACGCUGUGUAUGGUAUAUGUGGUUAAUAUAGAAUGAACUCUAGACUGAAAGUAGAUACUUAAAGCUGUAGACGAGCUUUCGCCUACAUGCACACUUCUCGUGUGUGCAGCCAUCGAGGUCAGUUUAUGGUUCUUUGGAUCUUCUCUGAGUAUGUGUGAGGAUCUCCUGUUGGCAUCAGCAGUAUGUUCAGGGGAGGCUGGAUCAGAGGGGUGUGGGGGCUUUCUUAAUGCUUUGAAAUAUUGUCAUGGGCUUCCUGCUGAACUGGGUACUCCUGCCUGACUCUGAUCGGGAGAGCUGGGAAAUGAUGCUGUACUGUGUUUGGUUAGAAGCGGGUUAUGUUUUCAUGGAGUAUGGUUUAGCUAGCUGAGAAAUAUGUCUUUCCAAAGUACAUAAAAGCUUCUUAAUUUGCCUCUAAAAUAACAUUCCCUAACAAUCUCCUUGCCCCCACCACCUCUCUGUGAAUGAAAUGAAUUGUACUGCGGAUAGGCCGCCUAUCCGGCACUUUCGACGGCAGACUUUUGUGAAUGUUUACAGACAUGGUUCAAGUUCUUCUCUCCUUAUAUUCAUAAACUCACUGGUUGUUGUGACACUUUUUGGCUGUAAACCACAACUCGAUGGUGCUAAUGUGAUCCUGUGAGUAUAAGCGGGAGCAGAAUUUGGACCAUGGAUUUUUUUUUAGUAUUUUUCCUUGGAAAACAUACACGACUUUAAAGGCAUAUAGCUAAAUUAACUGUAAUGGGUAGGAAGGGUUACGAUGCAGCAUAUAGAAAGGUCUUGCUUUGUUAGUGAAAUUCAGUUGUGCACUCUUCUGAUAACAUUAGUACCUGUGGCAAUGUGUAACACAUCAUUGAAUAUCAUCUCCUGGAGGUGACUGAUAUUCAAUCCUGUGAAUAAAUCAAAAUGUAGAGGAUACUAUGCUGUAGAAAAGCUCUGCACCUAGAGUUUUACUUUUUUAAAGAUUAAUUCUGCUGGGAGAUGUUGCUAAUGUAUUUUCUUUCAAGAUGUGAACAAACUUUUUUAGAACAUUAACGGGAAUUCCUGUAUUGGUUUUUAACACAAUUUUUUUAAAUAAAGAGUUUACAGUCAUGGCUAAAA
This is a messenger RNA of Colius striatus (speckled mousebird), 4843 nucleotides long. It is a transcript of the gene PROSER1, whose product is annotated as proline and serine rich 1. The transcript has 13 exons. NCBI's taxonomy places the organism in Eukaryota, Metazoa, Chordata, Aves, Coliiformes, Coliidae. The record is from RefSeq and is a predicted model, not a curated record. Bases 570 to 3386 code for a protein of 938 amino acids.